AUGGGAUCCUUUAGCAACUCCGCGGAGGCGCCCCCGCUCGCCAUCGCGGCGGGCGGCACCAACGGAUCCCCCAGCCACGCGCACACCUCCGCCGUCACGCGGUCGUGGUCGGAUGUCAACCAGGUGAAGCUGCUCUCCACCUUCGCCGCGACCUCCUUCGUGUACAGCCUCUUAGGGCACCCGCUGUUUCUCGUAAUCGCGCGGCAGCAGUGCGAGAAGUUCCACAUCUCCGCGUACGAGGUGGUCUUGGAUGUGCUGCGGGGCUACGGGCUGCGGGGGCUGUAUCACGGCGCGGGCGCCGCGAUCACCGGCACCGUCCUCAGCGAGCUCCUCUACUACACCUGCCUGGAGUACUGGAAGGAGAAGCUCCCGCACGAGGAUCGGGAGUGGCGAAGCUUCGGCGCCGGCCUCCUCGCGGACGCCUUGUCGACGCCGUUUUUCAACCCUUUUGGGGUCGUUUCGCAGGUGCAGAUGGUCGCAGGGGGGAGUUUUGCGAGCGAGCAUAACUACAUGUCCGCCUGGCGGACGAUGCUCACCCUCACGCGGGAGCAGGGGGUGCGGCGUUUGUUUCGCGGCACCUUCCUCACGCUGGUGGUGGCGCCCUUAUCCGGGGCGUGGUGGUUUGCCUACGAGUUUUUAAAGGCCUACGCGUACGGCGUCGGCCCCGCCGUGGGGGCGUUUCUCUCGCGAAACCUUCCCCUCCCGUUGAUCGCGCGUCUGCCCGCAUACUGCACCUCCACUACGGAUAAUUUGCUCAUCAACUGCCUCGUCGCGACCUCGACGAGCGUGGGGAUGGGAAUCCUGAUGAACCCGAUCUACGUCCUACGCCUGCGUCUGCAGGUGAACAAAACGGUGCGGAAUGUGCGGUGCCCGAUCUUUUACAUCUUGAAGGACAUCCUUCAUCAUGAGGGGGUGGGGGCGCUGUGGAAGGGGCUCGGGGUGAAUCUGUUCGCAGCGGCGAUGGGAGGCUGCGUGUUUGGGAUCACUUAUGAAAGCGCGAAGAGGUUUUCCGAUAAUACCGACACCGCCCACACUCCCGGUUGA
This is a messenger RNA of Phytomonas sp. EM1, 1044 nucleotides long. The record is from the annotation of a GenBank genome assembly. Lineage: Eukaryota; Euglenozoa; Kinetoplastea; Trypanosomatida; Trypanosomatidae.